AUGGCAACGACGUCAUCGCCUCUUAUGGAUCGAUUGAACCAUGUCGCUCUAAGGGCCUCGAAUAUGCCGUUGACAUCGCCUGCUUCGCAAACUCCCAUGGAAUAUCAGCUGGAAUCCCUAGAACCUCGACCAGCAUCUGACAAGGCUAGUAUUUCCGAGCAUGUAUCCUCAACUGUCGAAUUGCACGCUACAGAAGUGCCCGUACACUCUGCGAACCGACCAGAUGACCCGGCUGGGUCCUACUCCAAGCGAAAGCCUAGACCUAUGUUCGCCGGUCCCCCACCACCUAUUACCUCGUCAAUGCCUACCUCCUCGCGCCAAUCUAGCCCGAUGCCAAUCAGCCGUGAACGAGGAUGGAAAACCAACGGGAUAGCGCGAACGCUGGGAAGAAGCAUUGCUCAAGCUAUGUUUGAUCACAAGACAAGACGGGAUACGCCAUAUAAUCUACAGCCCGAUAGCAUCUGGCGUAGCCUUCGAUACCGCAAGAGGGCUUUGGAAACUGAUAUUCAGCGACUGCUGGACUCCCAGGUUGCAGGAUUAAUGUCCGGGAGCCAAUACGAAAACUCCUCAUUGGCUGGCAGAGACUUUGGCGUACACAGAGAUACAGGAAGCAGCACACCAACAGGCACAUUUUACUCCACAACAACAUCGAGUCGGACGUCGAGGAGCCUGUACAUGCCUCUAACAUCCACAGAAGAAGGCAAUAUCAUACCAGUGCGGCAACCCGCCAACAAUCGAUCAUUGGGGCUUAGGUCUGCUCGAAAUGGCUUGCGUAGAGCAAUACUAUCUUUAGUUGAGCUUCAUGAGGAAGAAAUCGACAAAAUUGACACAGCAAUAGAGGAACGACAGAGCGCACUUGCACAACUGAACAGACUUGGAACAAGACGGCUGGGCAUACAGGCAAAGCUGACGUCGGUAGAUGAUGAUCCAAAUGAGCCAUUGGGGAGACAGUUACGGGAACUGGAUGCAAGAUACAAAUCUGUGCAGGAAGAGAUCGGCACGCUUGAAGAAAAGCUUAUGAGCCUCCGAAAUCAACGACGAUGGCUUCGGGAGAAGAUGGACGAUGCCAAGGGCAAAAGAGACGCAGGCUUAAGCGGAUACCGCGGUGCUUUGAGGGAUGUAGAUUCAGAACUUGCGCUUCUUGUGCGACGACCUGCAUUCCUACCUCUCGAUCCGGCUGUAUUUGGUACGGAUGGCGGCGCCUUAUGUGAGGAUAUUGCUUUGUCGGGGGGCCUCGAUUUCUUUUGUCUCAUUCCUGAACGCCGCACACCAGAGAUGGCCGAGUCAUGGUGGGAAGCUGAACUCAGGAUCCUAAAGAAGCAAAGAACACAAGUUUAUAAUGAUCGUCAAGCGCUGGCGAAGGGCGCUGUUUUAUGGGAACACGUUGUUGCUUUGGUCUCAGGUUUUGAAGACGAGUUACGAGGCGCGUUGAAUGACGGCAUUAGAUCGACGGCGCUGACUUCUGUUAAGGGCAAAGAGAAUGCAAUUCCGGAAAGGGAUCUCAUACAGACCCAGUUGAUAACUCUGAAUAGAGUUCUUCAAGAACUAGAGGGGGCGAUGAGACAAGCUGAGUCGCAAAGUUGGAAUCUCCUUAUUUGUGCUAUUGGUGCCGAGUUGGAGGCAUUCAGAGAGGGUCAAAGUGUCCUCGAGGGUCUGUUGACUUUGUCAAAUAUGGAGCCAGACGAUGCGAACCAGAGCAUACAAACUAGGCGGGCUUCCAGAGCCACUGACCACCAUGGACAAUUGGAGGGAGACAGUGACAAUGCCGGCCGGCCUGAUUUGCUCCCACCCAACGUCGAAGGUGCUGGCCAGUCCAGCACGAAUAAAUCACGUCAAGAUAAAUCUAGGUGUGCGGAUACGAGUGUCGACAGGCCCCAGAGCCAGGACAGUGAAAAUGAAGUACCGCUUGAGUUUCUGGCAGAGCAUGAUUGA
Molecule: messenger RNA, 1932 nt
Organism: Metarhizium album ARSEF 1941
Lineage: Eukaryota; Fungi; Ascomycota; Sordariomycetes; Hypocreales; Clavicipitaceae
Product: Autophagy-related protein 28
Exons: 1
Coding region: 1-1932 (643 amino acids)
Source: RefSeq, a predicted model, not a curated record